AUGGGAACAAAUAAUUCUUUCAUCACUUCCAUUAUUAAAAAAUUUUCAAUUCUAUUUUCAAUUCGCUUGUUAUGAUUAUCAAUUGCAUCAAGUUAAACAAGUCAUAGCAUCGUUCUCUACACCAUUCUAUGUACUUGAAAAGAAUUGGUUUAUUCAUUGUGAUUUAUCUGCUCGUUGUGAUACAUAUGACAUGUAUAACAGACGUCGAAAAUUUGCAAUUCUUUAUACAAUACCAUUUCCUUUUGAAACAUUAACAAUUUUUAAAAAUUCUUCAAAAACAAUGAUUUCAAAUUGGUCGAAAAAUAAUAUUGAUCAUCUAAGUAUCAAUACAUACAAAAAUAUUAAAACAUUAAUAUUUAAAAGUUAUACAAAACCUGAUCAAAAUUUUAAUAGAAGUCAUAUAAUGAAUUUGAUAAUUAAUACAUCUUUCGAUUCAUUAGAUUGGGCACAUGUCUUGACUAAAUUACGACAUUUAACUAUUGAUGAUUGUGCAGUACUAUCAAUGGAAAAUUUUAAUAUUUUAUUAGAUAAUACACCAUAUUUAUAUUCAUUAACUGCGAAAAAGAGUAUGAUGAAACUAUUGACAGAUAAUUGGACUGAUAUAUGUAUAUGUAAUCAUCUAUCACGAAAGAUUCGUUCGUUAACUUUUUAUUCAAACAAAAAUUCAUUACAAUAUUUUAAUAAAAAUGAACUUGAGAAAAUUUUACCAAUUUUUUCUUCAAAAUGUCAACAUUUAUCAUUAGGUGUUCAUUCAAGAAAUAACACUAUCGAUUUUAUUUUACGUAAGAUGCUUCAAUUGAAUAGUCUACAUGUACAUAUUCAACAAAAAAAUUCUUCACCACCUGCUGUAGAAUGGUUAGAACAACAACAUACUCGACUUAAUCAUUUCAAUUGUAUUAUUAUUAAUGAUAAACAAGAUCAUUAUUUUUGGUUAGGAUAA
This is a messenger RNA of Rotaria sordida, 940 nucleotides long. NCBI's taxonomy places the organism in Eukaryota, Metazoa, Rotifera, Eurotatoria, Philodinida, Philodinidae. The record is from the annotation of a GenBank genome assembly.